AUGGAAGUGAGCCAAUAUGUGCCCACAUCGUGCGUGCCCGUACCGGCUAAUACAACGUUUCAUGUUUAUAGUCAUUAUGGUAACGAAAAUAUUGAAGAAUGCCAAAUGUGCCGCUUUCUAUUGAAUAAUAACGUUCGCUUACAUCCAACACUACAAUCAUUAGUGAGUAAUCGGACCGAUAAAAAACAAAUUCAAUCGAACACAGUCUCAUUUCCAACGAUACGCUUCCAACAGUCACCGCAACAACAACAAAGAUAUUUCCCACCCAUAGAAAAACAAAAGCUAAAAAUAUCAAACAAAUUACGUAAACAGAUGCAACCGGUCGAAAAUGAGCUGUACAUAAUAAAAGAACUGGUUACAAACGAAGAGGAAGAUGCGGCUAUAGCUGACAUUUGUUUAAAGGAUCCGUCAAUUGAUCUCAUUAUCCUAGUUAAUGGAAAUGAUCAGAGGGAAACAGAUGAGAACGAUGAAAUAUUGUAUGUCAGAUUAACUGAAGAAUAA
Molecule: messenger RNA, 501 nt
Organism: Didymodactylos carnosus
Lineage: Eukaryota; Metazoa; Rotifera; Eurotatoria; Philodinida; Philodinidae
Source: the annotation of a GenBank genome assembly